This is a messenger RNA of Cariama cristata (Red-legged seriema), 597 nucleotides long. It is a transcript of the gene RARRES1, whose product is annotated as retinoic acid receptor responder (tazarotene induced) 1. The record is from RefSeq and is a predicted model, not a curated record. Gene Ontology annotation, molecular function: metalloendopeptidase inhibitor activity. The annotation marks the transcript as partial. NCBI's taxonomy places the organism in Eukaryota, Metazoa, Chordata, Aves, Cariamiformes, Cariamidae. The transcript has 5 exons.
AGCAUCCCCAACUCUGGUCACAAGUAUUACCUGCAGUUCACUACCGAAGACUACGAAAGCGGGGAAAAUGCUGGGAGCUGCCUUGCUACAGUGUUGUAUUCCAAGACAAAGUCUCCGCCUGUUGUCAAUAUCAAGUGCACGCGUACCAAAGACCAGAAGCAAAUCCAAGAAGAGGACAACAGACUUUACCAAAAAAUUAGGCGCCAAACCAAACCAAUAAUUGGAAACAAUAUUCCAGACAGCUACGGCAAUAUUGAACCUGCCCUGGAGCCGGCAUGGACUUUGGCUGUUGCCGGCAGCAGUUACAUCAUGUGGGAAAAGUCAACAGAGAACCUGGGCUACUUCAUGGCACAAGUCAAGUCUGUGAAGCAGUGGAUGAGGAAAGAUGAUUUUAUUGAGUUUGACUACACUGUCCUACUCCAUGAAAUUCCAACACAGGAAAUUAUUCCUUGUCACAUGCGCCUCACUUGGCUUCCUGGUCACCCUAUGAAAGUGAAAUACUUCUGUGCUUCGGAGAAUCAGGGGCUCGAAGACGGAUCUGGAAUGGAAUCUGGAUCAGCUGCUGGGAUUUUACAUGAAAGGGGAGCAAAUUUUUAA